Messenger RNA from Malassezia vespertilionis, 1005 nucleotides. RefSeq lists its product as uncharacterized. Gene Ontology annotation, biological process: lipid homeostasis; nuclear envelope organization. The transcript has 3 exons. The record is from RefSeq and is a predicted model, not a curated record. Bases 1 to 1005 code for a protein of 334 amino acids. NCBI's taxonomy places the organism in Eukaryota, Fungi, Basidiomycota, Malasseziomycetes, Malasseziales, Malasseziaceae. Gene Ontology annotation, cellular component: nuclear envelope; nuclear membrane.
AUGGCCUACAUUCGGGGGACGCAGGCGCCCAUGGAUUUGGACGCACGAAGGCCAUCCAUCUUUGACGAGCCAGGCAUGCCGCAGCCGUACAUGAGCAGUGCUACGCCCGAUACAUCGCUCAUGGAUGUGGAUAUGGAGAGUGCGACGCCGCCUGCACCUGUGCGCAUGACAGAGAUGGAAGUGGGCGAGAGUGUGGCUGCGGUGCCUGGUAUUAAACUGCGUGCGCCGAAGCGUGUGCCUUUACCAGCACCGCCGGAUGUGCCAGCGCCGGCAGACGUGCCAGCGCCGCCGGAUAUGCCGGCGCCAGCAGGCGCGCUUGUCGUGCCAAAAAAGGCAGCGCGUGUGCCUGAGCCGCGGAAACCGUCGCGCACGUUUGGCGAUGCUGCACACAGCUACGUUUCGCACCAUUUUGGUGCCGAAGGCAUGUCGGUCCUGCGACGCCCCGAAGUCCUGCUUGGGUACGCGCAAUUCCUUUUCAACGCGAGUAUUUUGCUCGUGUUCCUCUAUCUUUUGUUCAGUAUUGUAUGGACCAUUCAGCGCGACGUCUCGCAAAAGGUACAUGAGUACGAAAUCGAAUACCUAGGCGAAAUUGCGGGGUGCAAUGCGGCCUACGCGGCGAAUCGGUGCGGCACCGAUUUACAAGCGCCUGCGCUCACCGAGGCAUGUGCGACGUGGCAUCGGUGCGGCUCACGCGACCACACUGUUGUUGGCCGCGCGCGUGUCACUGCCGAGACGUUUGCCGAGAUUCUCAAUGGGUUCGUGGACGCGGUGAGCUGGAAAACCAUGGUACGUCUUUCGUUGCUCACACAGCUCUUCUCCCUGCUUAUUCUCUCAAUUGUCGUCGGUGCGACAAAUUCCACCCUGUCCUUUUUCCGCGUCUCGGCUAGCAAUGCACGCAACGGGGCGCCUUAUUCCUACGCGCCAGCCUAUAGUAUUCCACCCGAUUGGGAGACGCAUGCACCGCACAUGGCACGCAUUCGUGCGCGCGCUAGCGAAGAGCAAUGA